Messenger RNA from Aspergillus ochraceoroseus IBT 24754, 471 nucleotides. RefSeq lists its product as uncharacterized. Gene Ontology annotation, biological process: proteasome assembly. The coding region runs from base 1 to 471 and encodes 156 amino acids. The transcript has 2 exons. The record is from RefSeq and is a predicted model, not a curated record. Lineage: Eukaryota; Fungi; Ascomycota; Eurotiomycetes; Eurotiales; Aspergillaceae.
AUGGCAGACAUUUUCGACUCAAAUCAUCUCCAGGAGGCAUUAAACCUUCCAUUCCCCGCUGCCACCAAUCAAGUUGCAGGGGUGGUUAAUGGGAUUCACACCGAUGUUAUGUGCAUCAAAUUUAGUGAUAGAAUCAUGAUCACCAUAUCGCAGAAAGGCCGGCUUGGACAUUGGCUACAUGUUCCGCUAGAGAAUAGAAAUCCAGGGACAGAGGGGCUUCAUACUGUUCCCGAUUCUGGAGACGACAGCCUUCUCCCAUUGAGCAACCUAACUGCUACUUCAGUCCUUGGAGGACGGGUCCCUAGCCAAGAUAUUGUUGGUCAGCUAUACGCUCGUCAAAUAGCCAGUGCCAUCGUGACGAAAACGCCACAUGAGAGUCGCCUGCUUGUUGUAGGAUUGGGGUUGGAAACAGCUGAAGCUGACCGGGACGUUUUCUUUAACAUUAUUGAUCUUGUACUUCAAUGCAUCUAA